Messenger RNA from Elgaria multicarinata webbii, 1049 nucleotides. It is a transcript of the gene TOMM22, whose product is annotated as translocase of outer mitochondrial membrane 22. The transcript is spliced from 4 exons. The record is from RefSeq and is a predicted model, not a curated record. Gene Ontology annotation, biological process: intracellular protein transport. Gene Ontology annotation, cellular component: mitochondrial outer membrane. NCBI's taxonomy places the organism in Eukaryota, Metazoa, Chordata, Lepidosauria, Squamata, Anguidae. The coding region runs from base 55 to 471 and encodes 138 amino acids.
AUUUGCUGCCGGCCUCUUGUCUCGGUCCUCGCUGCUGCUUGUCCCGCUGUAGUCAUGGCCGUCGCGACGCCCCUGUCUCCCGAAGACCUGCUGUUGCCCAAGGGUGCCACGGGCAAGGCCGACGAACUGGAAGGGGAGAUAGAGGAGGACGACGACGAGCUGGAUGAGACAUUGACAGAGAGGCUUUGGGGUUUGACAGAGAUGUUCCCAGAGAGCUUCCGAUCUGCAGCAGGAGCUACUUUUGACGUGUCCCUUUCUGUAGCCCAGAAAAUGUACAGAUUCUCCAGGGCAGCUUUGUGGAUUGGAACCACUUCCUUCAUGAUUCUAGUUCUUCCUGUUGUUUUUGAAACGGAGAAACUCCAGAUGGAGCAGCAGCAGCAGAUGCAGCAACGGCAGAUUUUAUUAGGACCCAAUACAGGGUUGUCUGGAGGAAUGCCAGGUGCUUUGCCCUCUCUUCCUGGAAAGAUGUGAUGAAGCUACACUGGAGCCAUAUUAUGGCAGGAAAUCUUGAAAUCCUUUGAACUGUUUGGUUAGGCUGGGGCAUUUUUUUCUUUAAACUUUGGAACAUUUGCCUAUUCACCAUGGAGGCAGAACUCGAAUCAGGAUCUCCUGAAAUAGGCUCUCUUCUGUCAUCUUUAGGCAAUUAUGACUUUUCCAUUUACCUUCUCAGCCAAUGUUAUAAGCAACUGCAAAUAUUUUAGAAGUUUGUUUUGGUAUACUUACCUCCAGAAAACCACCUCAGGAUAUGUCAGAUUCUGGCCAAACUUUAGGCAGUAAUAUUGUCUGUGCACAUAGUCCUGAUACUUUCCUGCUGUAUCCAAGACCUAUUUCAAAGCAGUAACAGCAAGACAUGGAGUAAAUGUGCCAGCAGUUACAGCAAAUGGAAGAAACGUCCGUGUAGUAAGCUCCUACCUGAAGUUAUAUACCAUACAAUGUUAUUGUUUGAAACGUAAGGAAAGCAGGAAAAGUCAUUUUCGCCAACUCUAUGCUGAAUCUAUUGGUAUCAAAGUCAGUUACAGCACUUUUGUAUUAAAUAGUUUCAGUGCAAA